UGCGCAUUACGUUGUGUAACGAAUCCUAACCUCCAAAGUGCGUCUACUAUUUAUUUAACGAAAUCAAAAAUGGGCUCAAAAAAGAAGAAGCAACAAUCAGAAAGCUCCAGUUCGUCGGACUCCGACGGCGAGAGCUCAGAUUCCUCAACAGAAAAGCGUUCAAAGCGCAAAAAUAAAAAACAAGAUUCAGGAUCAGAGACAGAAGUGUCCCCAAAGAAAACAAAGUUUGCUUCGAAAUCGAAAAAACGGGAGGCUUCGCCGGCCAAAAGCGACGACGAAGAAAACAGGAAGAAGGAAAAGAAGAUCAAUAAACCGGCAGUGGAAGAGAACGAUGAUAAAUACAGGAAACGAAGGCGAACGCCGUCACCAGAAAAUCGCGACAGGAGGAAUAGGGAUGAUAAGAGGGUGAGAAAUGAUAGGGGGCGGCACGACGACCGACGAUGGCCACCUGAGCACAGAUCCUACGAUGACCGGUACAAAAACAGACGCCCGGAUAACAGGGACAAUCAGAAUAGGAGAGACAGGAGGGAAAACCGCGACAGAAAUAGGCGAGAUGACAACAGGAAUUACUCAAACAGGGACCGAGACAGAACCAGAGACCGCAGACGCAGCCGCAGCGGUUCCUUUGACCACUCAAAUGCAAAAUGGGGUAAAAGCGGCGACGGAAAAUCCGAUAAGAAGGACCCAAAAGAAAAAGAAAAACCGAGUUUUGCCCUCUCUGGGAAACUGACUGAAGAAACCAAUACUUAUCGUGGGGUUGUUAUUAAAUAUAGCGAACCCCCGGAAGCCCGCAAGCCCAAACGGAGAUGGCGUUUGUACCCUUUUAAGGGCGAGAAGGCGCUUCAGACUUUGUAUAUUCAUAGGGAGAGUGCGUAUUUAAUAGGGCGUGAUCGCAAAGUGGUAGAUUUACCAGUUGAUCACCCUUCUUGUUCCAAGCAACACGCCGCGUUGCAAUAUCGUUUGGUUCCUUUCACUCGAGAUGAUGGCAGCACUGGUAAGAAGGUGCGGCCAUAUUUAAUUGAUUUGAAUUCGGCGAAUGGAACCUAUAUCAAUAACAAGAAGAUUGAAGCCAGUAAAUAUGUGGAAUUGUUGGAAAAAGAUGUUAUUAAAUUUGGGUAUAGUUCGAGGGAGUAUGUGUUGUUGCAUGAGAAUAGUAAAGAUGAGGCGCAAGAUGAUGAUGUGAAACAAGAAGAAGAAACUGUUACUGUUGUAAAAGAGGAGAAUUAAUUGCACUUGGGAAUUUUACAUUACUCUCUGAUUGAAAAAUACUGACAGUCGACUUAACAAUUUACAGUAUCAAUUUCAAAACAUAAAUAAACUAUACAACAAUAAAUAUAUACAUAAUCAACAA
Molecule: messenger RNA, 1351 nt
Organism: Zophobas morio
Lineage: Eukaryota; Metazoa; Arthropoda; Insecta; Coleoptera; Tenebrionidae
Product: smad nuclear-interacting protein 1
Exons: 5
Coding region: 70-1227 (385 amino acids)
Biological process (GO): miRNA processing
Cellular component (GO): nucleus
Molecular function (GO): protein binding; mRNA binding
Source: RefSeq, a predicted model, not a curated record